UUUAGGUCAAGGCGGUUUGGGUGAUAAAAAGUAUUUUAAAAAAACUGCUCUAAACUGGAGCAAAUACAGUCGUAUACACUUGUAAAUGUACUAUGGUAAGGUUCAAAAACACUAUUAGAGUAAAUUACAAUACAUUAUUUUGUUUCCAUGUAGGUUGAGGUACAUUUCUUCACUUUUGCUUUUGCCAAUGAUGAUAACUUGGAAGCUUUUUAUUUCAGUCUGUGUAGUGAAAGUCUCGCCAACCCCUCGGUGUCUUGAACCAGCCUCUUUACAGCCAGAUAAGUUAUUACUUGUUCCCCCGAAAUCUCUCUCCCCACCCCCAUUGCCAAUACUUCACUUCCCAUUUUUUUCCACAGAAAACCCUGAAAUCCAAAGUCGGUGGGUUCACUGAAGCUAUGGACGUGUGUUGAUAUUUCUUCAUUUGUUCGCUUUAAGUAUAUUAUUUAAGGACUCUUUUAUGCAUCUGCUUCACAAUGCGGCCGCCGCGCAAGCAGGAGUUCGGGAUUAAGCACGCGAGCGGAUCACUGAUUCACUACAGACCGCCGGUGAGCACGAGCUCCCAUCGUCGACACUCUGCCGUCGUGCCGUCGGUGCUGACGUUCGCCGUUAUCGUGGCAUCCGGAGGCCUGUUGCUCAUGAUAGAGAAGGGAAUGCUGAACAGCGUUGAGACUCCGUCGCCGCGGGCCAACGGCAAAAGAGUGGACUACAGAUCCAGACAUAACAACCCGGCUGUGGACGUGGAGUCGCAGAUUUUACAGGAGAUCCGCAACCGUACCAUCAAAUCAAUGUGUGGUCAGAGGAACACAGCACACAGUGUGUGGUCACUCAGUCCUCUUCAGAGGAAGAUUCUCCUCCAGCACAUACUGGUGAACGACGAGCACCGUUUCCUGUACUGCUAUGUACCCAAAGUGGCCUGUUCAAACUGGAAGCGCGUGCUUAAAGUACUGAGCGGCGCUCUGGCCAACGUGGACGUCAAGGUGAAGAUGGACCAUCGUGCCGAUUUGCUUUUCCUGUCGGACUUUUCACCGGACCAAAUACGUCAUCGACUGCUGCAUUAUUUUAAAUUCACGUUCGUACGAGAGCCCAUGGCCCGCUUGCUUUCUGCCUACCGUAACAAGUUUGGCGAAAUCGAGGCUUACCAACGUAAAUACGGCGCGGAGAUCGUCCGACGAUACAGGAAAGGCUACGCAAAAUCUAAAAAAAUUGCAGGGAAUGAUGUGACGCUUACGGAAUUUGUACGUUAUUUGAUAGACGAAGAUCCGGAGCGCAUGAAUGAACACUGGAUGCCCAUCUACAACCUGUGUCAGCCUUGCGCUAUACAAUAUGAUUUCAUUGGCUCGUACGAGAGGCUGGAGAGCGAUGCGGCGUAUGUGUUGGAGCGUGUCGGGGCACCACAACAUGUACGUUUUCCUGAGAGGCAAACGUGGUAUAGACCUGUUACUAAAGAAACACUGCAUUAUUACCUAUGCACUGUGCCUCAAAAGUUUUUAAAAGAGCUCCUGCCAAAGUAUAUAUUAGACUUCAGUCUGUUCGGCUAUCCAUUGCCCAACACAACCAGCGAAUACUGUAGGCAUUAACAAAGACAUUGAUUUGUCUAUAAGACUGUAAUCUUGUAUUGUCAAUAUUUUAAAUGAAUAUAAGCUUCGGUACAGUGUAUUGGGAGCUCAAACCACUAUUUAAAACUGGAAUCAUUUGUACAUUUUUUGUUCAUACAAUGAUGUGGUAUAUUCAAACAAGUGGGGCAUAGAAACAUUGUGCUGUGCGCAAGACUAUCAUGAGAUUUUAUGUCAAUAAGCACAAUUUCACUUAUCAAUGCAAUAUAUAGGGAAUGUUAAUGUACGUCACCGCAGUGUUGCAUUAUGGGACGUGGGCGCCAUGUUUAGAUGCACCGCCGACCGCUAUGCAAUUUAAAUGUGGGCAUGUUAAGCUAAAACUAGGUAAAAUUGAAGAAGAACGGAAGAAAUCGAGAAGUUGAAAGAAAAAGAGAAGGGACCCUAUCGGGAGAAAGUAAAUGCUACUGCCAAAAAACUUUAUUUGGACAAAUAAACAACAUAGAUCCAUAUGAUUUAGCAGCCCAAGACUGGAUUACGGACCUCCGCUUACAUAUCUGGUCAAUUGCCUUGUUUUUGCUGGACUUUAUUUACACUUUGCAGGAGUUUAAGAGCUAUAAAUCCCUUCAAGCUUAUAGUAAGGUGACACUUCUUCUUUUGGAGUCGGUUGGCAACCCAGCUAUUUACUGACAAUGUGUUAAUACCUACGUAUCUUAAUGAUUCUAUAAAAUAAUUUCUCCGUUGUAUUCUGUGCGAUGAAUCAACACAUGUUCAAAAGAUGGCACUUCUGUUUUGGCCAAGUUAUUAAAACAAACAAAAUGCUAAAUAUUUAGCUAUCGUUGUUAUUAAAAGUCACAAGCAGUGGCAUUUAAUAAAAAA
Messenger RNA from Misgurnus anguillicaudatus (oriental weatherfish), 2429 nucleotides. It is a transcript of the gene chst14, whose product is annotated as carbohydrate (N-acetylgalactosamine 4-0) sulfotransferase 14. Gene Ontology annotation, biological process: dermatan sulfate proteoglycan metabolic process; carbohydrate biosynthetic process. Gene Ontology annotation, cellular component: membrane. The record is from RefSeq and is a predicted model, not a curated record. Gene Ontology annotation, molecular function: sulfotransferase activity. Lineage: Eukaryota; Metazoa; Chordata; Actinopteri; Cypriniformes; Cobitidae.